Messenger RNA from Vespula vulgaris, 683 nucleotides. Its product is annotated as heat shock factor-binding protein 1. Gene Ontology annotation, cellular component: cytosol; nucleus. NCBI's taxonomy places the organism in Eukaryota, Metazoa, Arthropoda, Insecta, Hymenoptera, Vespidae. The transcript is spliced from 3 exons. Bases 257 to 514 code for a protein of 85 amino acids. The record is from RefSeq and is a predicted model, not a curated record. Gene Ontology annotation, molecular function: transcription corepressor activity. Gene Ontology annotation, biological process: cellular heat acclimation.
UAGUAAGUGGAUGCUUGGGAGAUGCUCCUCUUUCUCCUCCCUACGACUCAAACAUGCAUGUAGUUUGAUCGAUGAGAUUAUACACUGGUCGUCGUGGUGUUCCUUUAAAACAAGAGUAAAGCGUCGUUUGUUCGUUACGCGUGAAAAAAUCGAACUAAUAAAGUAAUCUUUGUGUGGAACUGUGAGGAAGAUCAGUUGGGUUGCGUCGGGCAUCGUUGUACGUUGUUACGUAUCUCAAUUCAAGAAUUAACCAAGAAUGGCAGACGUUAAGCAAGAACAUAAUAAAACUGACGAUGUGGAUGCUUAUGGAAUGGGUAAUAGUGCCGAUCCAAAAAAUAUGCAAGAAUUGACGCAAUACGUGCAGAAUUUGCUACAAAAUAUGCAGGACAAAUUUCAAGCGAUAUCCGAUCAAAUUACCGGAAGAAUAGAUGAAAUGGGAAAUAGAAUAGACGAUUUGGAGAAAAAUAUAGCAGAUCUCAUGACGCAAGCUGGAGUUGAAGGAGGUGAAAAAUAAUAUGCUAUGCAUUUUUAAAAAAGUGGAGCGACAUUUUUCGUCGAGUGAUAAUUAUUAAUAAAGGCGUUAUACCUCGUCACAAAAAGAUAACAUUUGUGUAAUUAUCAAAAUUUAUAUAUUUAUUUAUAUUCAUUUAUUCGCAAUACGAAUAAACUUGCACUUUUUUCUA